Molecule: messenger RNA, 402 nt
Organism: Hyaloscypha bicolor E
Lineage: Eukaryota; Fungi; Ascomycota; Leotiomycetes; Helotiales; Hyaloscyphaceae
Exons: 2
Source: RefSeq, a predicted model, not a curated record
AAGUGUGACGAGCUCUUUUUCCUCGAGAAAUUGGACAACCUCGUCUCAAACACAACUGCACUUGCAGAGAAGACCCUGAACAACGCCACGAAGAUCGCUGAUCUCCAAGCCAAAGCCUCCAAAGAUGCCUCCAACGCUACCAAGUUUCAAGGUCCCCAGAGCAACACAACCCUGGUAUCUCUAUGCCUCAUCGUCGACGCGCACAAGAAGGAGAAGCCCCAAUGCGAAGAAAUCAAAGGGUUUCAGAAGUUCCUUGCCUUUGCCGACAACUCUACUGCUAUAUCCCACAAGACGAAGAACACAGCUACGAAGAUCGAUGAGGUCAAAGCCAAGUCUUCGAAGGCUACUACUCGCUUGGCAAAAUUGCAGAGCAAUGCAACUCCUGUUUCUGACUGCGCUGCA